UUUUUACGUAUCACACUCCAUCAAUACAUACACGUAUGACCUGUUUUCUACACACAAUUUCUUCAUUAUUGAUUAUUAUAUUCAUCAUCAUAAAAGUGGUGAUGACAGUAUCAUAGAUGUGGAAGAACUAGCGAUUACAAAGGAAAAGAGGAAAGGAAAAAUUAUUCUUGCUCUUCUGCGCUCGUUUGUUGGGCUGGACUUUUGAAUUGUAUUGAGACGAAUCAUAGUUAUAAUGCAGACUUCUAUAAGUUAUCGAUGGGUCGUCGUUUUAGCGGCCAUGUCUGUUCGCACAAUCGUUUAUGGCAUUACAUAUACAUCAGGAAUUGUCUACGUCAUAAUUCUGCAAAGCUUUGAAACCGGUAAAGCUGAAACGUCAUUGAUGACAUCUUUAGUAACUACUGUCAUGUUUACAGCAGGUCCUCUAAGUGGACGGUUGUUGAAAACUUUUGGAUGGCGGAUCACAGCUGUUAGUGGCGGAUUGGUGGCAGGAAUAGGACUCCUCCUGUGUUCACUGUCUUCAAGACUUACUUUUCUCAUUUUAUCGUAUGGUUUUGUCACAGGAUUUGGAUGCGGUAUGACUUACAUGGUUGCCUGUAUAGCAGUUCCUGCCCAUUUCCUUGGCCAUCCUCGGCAGAAGAUCGCCGUAGCAUUGGCAUCUUGUGGCACAGGGGUUGGAACGUUCGUGUUUUCGCCAAUAAUUCAAGUGAUCGACUCCACAUACGGCUGGAGAGGUCUUUUCGUAAUUUUGGCGGGAGUUGCCUUGCAAUUCUGCAUCAUUGGACUCCUUUUUCGACCAGUAUCGCCCUCAACAUCUGAAACGUGUGAAAAAAUGACGGCGACAUGGACCUUUAUGAGAAACCCUGAUUUUUAUGCGACACAUCUUGGUUUCUUUUUGACCACCUUUGGAGAUUCCAUUAUUUUUGGUCAUCUUGGCGAGUAUGUAGAAACUUUAGGUCUAACUAAUGACAAGGGAGCCUACCUCUACUCUUUUAUUGGCAUAUCAGUGGUGAUUCUGAAACUAUUGCAGGGUGCUGUUUUAGAUAACAGAGUGUCGGUCUUCAUGCCAAUGAAGCUAGCCAUUAUUUUCUUCUUACUGGGGGGCGUUGCCACUGCGUUUUUGUUGCUUUCGGAAGAAUACAGCGUUUUGGUAAUUUACUCAAUUUUCUUUGGGGCCAAUACUGCAGCAAAUGGGGGAGCCAUUGUUGUUGGUAUUUUAGAAACUUAUUACGGAUUUGAAAAUUUAGAAUUAACCUUUGGAAUGUAUCUUGGUGUGUUGGGGAUCGGGAAUCUUCUUGGCGCUCCAAUAGCUGGUACUUUGUUUGAGCUCUGUGAUUCCUACACACCGGUACUGAUCAUGGUUUGUGUAUCCAAAGUCCUCAGUUGCUUCCUGCUGUUACUUGUAUACAAGGUCUGCCCAGGGAAACCUACGGUCAAAAGUCUAGAAAUUAGCUCACCGAAAAAGGAAGCAAAUUCUAAGAUCUAUUUUGGAGGAGUUGUGGACAACAAUGCGGAAGAGAAAUAUCCUUUAUUGAUGGAGGGGAAUCCUCCUGAAUAUUCCCGGACGGGAAACACAUACAGUGAUCUGAAGAUCCUCGAAAAAGAGACAAUUGGCGGUGUUCACUCUAACUUUUCACUAGAAGUGGUAGAAAAUCUGACGUGAUAUGGAGUUGUUUUAAUGUUCUUCAAAUACAUGUAUUAUAUAAUACUAACAUUACGAUCGCCUUACAGUAUUAGGCCACUUCUUAUUCUGUAGAUGACUGCAAAUUGUCGUCAAGCUCAAUUGACUAUACAUGUAUUGUGGAAGUCUAUCACGGAAUUAGGCAUGACAAAUUAUCGAUUGAUUGAUUGAAUAUUGUUUGACGUCCCUCUCGAGAAUAUUUCACUUAUAUGGAGACGUCACCUUUGCCAGUGAAGAGCUGCAAAUUUUAGGCCUAUGCUCGGCGCUUAUGGCCAUUGAGCAGGGGGGGGGGGGGGGGUGUCUUUAUCGUGCCCACACCUGCUGUGACACGGGACCUCGGUUUUGCGAUCUCAUCCAAAGGACCGCACCAUUUAGUCUACUCUUACGACAAGAAAGGGGUUACUGAUGACCUAUUUUAACCCGGAUCGAUAUUUGCAGAAAUUUAGUCGGUGUUCAUGCAAAAAACAUUUUUAACCCUCCAGAAAAAUAUUAUAUAAGGUUACAGCAAAUAUUGUUCAUGUACAUGAUAAAUGGUAUCAACAAAUUUUC
This is a messenger RNA of Ostrea edulis (European flat oyster), 2227 nucleotides long. RefSeq names its product monocarboxylate transporter 13-like. Gene Ontology annotation, biological process: transmembrane transport. NCBI's taxonomy places the organism in Eukaryota, Metazoa, Mollusca, Bivalvia, Ostreida, Ostreidae. The coding region runs from base 233 to 1660 and encodes 475 amino acids. The record is from RefSeq and is a predicted model, not a curated record. The transcript is spliced from 4 exons. Gene Ontology annotation, molecular function: transmembrane transporter activity.